Molecule: messenger RNA, 5686 nt
Organism: Haplochromis burtoni (Burton's mouthbrooder)
Lineage: Eukaryota; Metazoa; Chordata; Actinopteri; Cichliformes; Cichlidae
Gene: emsy
Product: EMSY transcriptional repressor, BRCA2 interacting
Exons: 21
Coding region: 353-4162 (1269 amino acids)
Biological process (GO): regulation of DNA-templated transcription
Cellular component (GO): nucleoplasm
Source: RefSeq, a predicted model, not a curated record
GCAGCAACAAGGAUUGUUACACGAAGAAGAAGGGCAUCCGUCCACAGGCCAACCACAGAUACUUAACAGACAACAUAAACAUUGUCACAUAUUUAGGCAGAUCAGCUGUUUUAGCACCUUAGCUCCCGUUUUCUUUGGCACUUUCACUAGAGAUCUCCUUCACGAUGUGGUAAACUAUCUAAAUGUCUUGCGGUCGGCCAUGUUUAUUGGGAUGGCGGCUUUCCGAAGGCCUUGAAGUGGCACUGCUACCGGACGGAAAAAGUCUGCUUGUUAUAUCGUGAUGAGUCCAAUUUACCUCCAUGGAAUGACAGUUUGCUGAAGCUCUUGAAGAAAGAGUGCACGGGGCCUGCCAAUGAUUCAGCUGGAGAAACCAGUGCUAGCUGGUACCAUGCCGGUGGUGUGGCCCACCAUCCUUGACCUGGGCAGGGAUGAGUGCAAAAGAAUUCUGCGGAAACUGGAGCUGGAGGCGUACGCUGGGGUCAUCAGCGCUCUGAGAGCCCAAGGAGACCUGACAAAGGACAAGAAGGAUCUGCUGGGCGAGCUCACUAAAAUCCUCGGCAUCUCUACAGAGCGUCAUCGCGCAGAGGUCCGCAGGGCUGUCAACGAUGAGCGCCUCACCACCAUCGCUUAUCACAUGUCGGGUCCAAACAGCUCCUCUGAGUGGUCCAUUGAAGGGCGGAGGCUUGUUCCUUUGAUGCCGAGGCUGGUUCCCCAGACGGCCUUUACAGUCACAGCUAACGCUGUGGCCAGCGCCACGGCCAAUCAGAACGCCUCCCUCCUGCUGCCAGCUGAAACAGGGAACAAAGAGGUCGUGGUGUGCUACUCCUACACGAGCACCACCUGCACCUCCACCAGCACCACGGCGAUCAGCGGCCCUAUAGGAGCAACAGUGAAAUCUCCACGGCCACCCAGCCCUUCAUCCAACGUGGUGGUGCUGCCCAGCGGCAGCACUGUGUAUGUGAAAAGUGUUAGUUGUUCCGAUGAGGACGAGAAGCCUCGCAAGCGAAGGCGCACGAACUCGUCCAGCUCGUCUCCGGUGAUGCUGAAAGAAGUUACCAAGGUGUCCCCGCCGGUAUCCAAGAACAUCACGGUGCCCGUGAGCGGCAGCCCCAAGAUGAGCAGCAUCAUGCAGAGCAUCGCCAACUCCUUACCGCCUCACCUGUCCCCCGUCAAGAUCACCUUCACCAAGCCCACCAUCCAGACGACCAGCACCACCACGCAGAAGGUGAUCAUCGUGACAACUUCCCCGAGUUCCAAUUUCGUGCCCAACAUCCUGUCCAAGUCCCACGCCCACAACAACGCCACCGCUGUGUCAAAGCUGGGGUCCACCUCUGUGCUGACCACACCCACACAAAAGCAGACGGUGGUUUUUCCAGCCAGCUCCAGCACUUCCACGAACCCCAAUACCAUCGCUGUGACCACAGUGGUCUCCUCCACACCAUCAGCGGUCAUGUCGACGGUCACACCGUGUGGAGUUUCAGCUGGAGUGAAGGUCUCUACAGCCAGACUUCCUUCACCUAAGACACUAGUGGCCUCACCCACUCAGAUCCUGGCCCAGUUCCCCAAACAACAGUCACCCAAACAGCUGCAGCAGAGCUCGCCUUUAGGAGCGUCCAACGUCGGUCAGACCCAGACCACCACCUCCUCACCGGGAGCCAAGCCCACCAUUCAGAUCAAACAAGAGUCCGGGGUGAAGAUCAUCACUCAGCAGGUGCAGCCCAGCAAAAUCCUGCCCAAGCCUUCGGCGGCUUUGUCCAGCAGCAGCUCUUCUCCCAUCAUGGUUGUCAGUAGCAACGGAGCCAUCAUGACCACAAAGCUGGUCACUCAGCCCACAGCUACCCAGACCACCUACACGAGACCCACUGUUAGUCCCAACAUCGGGGCCAGAAUAUCAGCCUCCAGUGGCGGGACCACUUACGUCAAGACCACCAGCGGCAGCAUCAUCACCGUGGUGCCCAAGUCUCUGGCCACUCUGGGAGGAAAGAUCAUCAGCAGCAACAUCGUGUCCGGCACGACGACUAAGAUCACCACCAUCCCCAUGACCUCCAAGCCCAACGUCAUCGUGGUGCAGAAAACCACGGGCAAAGGAGCGACCAUCCAGGGACUGCCCGGCAAGAAUGUGGUCACCACGCUGUUAAAUGCUGGGGGGGAAAAGGGCCUUCAGGCAGUUCAGGGGACCAAACCUGCAAUCAUCACCGCCUCCAGACCCAUCACUAAAAUGAUCGUCACCCAGCCCAAAGGCAUGAGCUCCGGGUCCCAGGCCACCGCCACCAAAAUCAUCCCGACCAAGAUCGUUUACGGCCAGCAGGGCAAGACGCAGGUUCUCAUCAAACCGAAGCCGGUCUUCCAGACAGCGGUGGUGAGCGAGCAGACCCGGCAGCUGGUCACUGAGACGCUGCAGCAGGUGACCCGCUCCGCCGAACUGAGUCAGGGUCAGACCCCAGGCCAGGACGGGGCCACAAAGGAUGAUGCCGGCAGCCUCGCGGAGGCCAGCAGCUUAGUCAGCGAGGCUUCCCAGGGCAGCGCUCAAGAAGCGCAGCCUGUAGUGCACGUGGUGUCCUCCAGAGAGCAGGAUUGGACUGAGCAGGAAGUAGCUGUGGAGUCCAGCCCCACCAUCAUCUACCAGGAGGUAUCUGGCGGGGAAUCCCAGUCGGCCACUUCCACCAUAAAAGCUCUUCUUGAACUUCAGCAGACAUCAGUGAAGGAAAAGGGAGAAUCCAAACCCAGGCAGCACACCAUCGACCUUAGCCAGAUGGCUGUGCCCAUCCAGUUGGCCCAGGAGAAGAAGCCCAGCCCUGAAUCCCCCAAACCCUCUACCUCAGAGGCUGAACCCACCGCUGAAUACGUCGCAGGAGGAAAAGCCACCAGAGUGGGAGUGCCCUCGCAGGAUGAAGAGGUGGUUAUGUCCUCCAGUCAGCAGCUGGGGAAGCCAUAUAAAACAAGCACAGUUGCUGUGGUAACCAAACCUGCUGCUGUCUCCUCUGCGGCUCCAGCGUCACACGUGCACUCUGACAGUCAUGGUAAACCUGAGGCUGUAUUAGAGGCAGGAGAGUUGGAAGGAGACACUUUGGACCCCCAGACAGGCUUGUUCUACCGCUCCACCCAACCAGCAGAACCCACCAAGCAACCCGCCCACUCUGCAAGCGCUCAGCCGCCGCCUUUGAGCCAGGCCGAGGCCGAGCAGAGCCGGCACCCUUCCACCUCCACGUCCACCCAGCAGACGCCGCCGCAGCUGCAGAGCAAACCUCAGAUCAGCCAGCCUUCCUCUUCCUCCACCACCUUCCCUUCUACUCCUCUUCUGACUAAGAAAAUCCCCAAGCUACGAGAGCAGAGUCAGCCCAAACCCCAAACAUUAACCCAGAGCCCUAAAGACAGACCUGUGAGCGCACCGACCCCAGCCGGGGCCAAGGCCACCACUCCGAGCACGCCAACCAAGCCCAUGUUGACGCCACAGCUCCCGAAGCUCCAGCAGGCCCCCACAUCCCACCACCGGCCCCUGCACACCUCAAUGUCCCACCCUCCUCCGCUGCAGGCACACCACCCCGUCAGCACCGACAAAACCGCCUCCAGCCAGCAGCCAAUCAUCACGCAGAGUGCCACCGUCACCAAGAUUACCUUUGGCAGUUCCCACCACUCGUCGCCAGUCUUCAGCAGCGGGGAGGCUUCUGCCAAACUGAUCCCAGAGUCCAGCUCCGGGCCUUCUGGAGACAAGCCCUCAGUGUCGGACAUCCUAAAGAUCUCCAUGAUGGAGGCGGAGAUCGAUCCAAGCACGGAGCCCAUGGUGGUGGAUUCCUCCAGCGAUUGCGGCCCUCUGGGGAAAGCUUUGGAGGUCCAGGCCGUGUCCGGCACGCUGGACUCGGGCCAGUUCAUCAGCAGCUCCGGGGCCGCCAUGCAUCACUCCCACUCGAAGCCGCAGCAGUUCAGCUGCUUGCAGGGCCUCGCGGCGCAGAGGAGCAAGGAAGACCUGGAAGUCAUCGAGGUGAUUCCUCAGUAUUCCAUCCUGCCAGACUCCAGCCAGUCUAACGUGGUAGUGGAGCCCAGCGGCUUUCUGGAGAUCACCAACUACACCAGCCAGCAGCUGGAGGAGGACAGCCCCAUGGAGCAGGAGGUGGACAGCAGCAACGACGAGGCCGCCGCCGCCAGCCCCCCCGACCAGCCGUAGUCACUCCAUGCUAAGAGACCCUGACGGGUGCAGCGCACAUUUUCACUUUGGGAAAAGCAGACUGGCGAUUUGUUCGAGGCCUCGGACACAGUGGACUUUAGUUAGUGUUUCAUUUUGUGUAAAGUAUUAGUUUGUUAGGCUCUUUUCGUCCCCGCAGCUAACGGCACAUGUGGUUUUUAUCACCAGAUGUGGGAGCGAGGUGAAAGGAUUAGUUCUAGUCCGGCUUCAGAGAGCUGGAAAGCAGUUUCUCCCAGCAUACGAUGUUACAGUAUGGUGGACUUUCUACUUUCUAAGACAUUUAAAUAUCAUUUCAUAAACAUACAGCUGAGCAAGUACACUGCAUUUAAAGUCAACCCAAAGGACCUGCAACUUCUGAGGGGGUCAUAGAGAUGAGUAGCAGCAGAAAAGAUAUUGAAAAUGCCUUAAACACCAGACAUAAAAGCCCUUUUUAGACAUUAUGCAUGACAUCACUGCCUCCAGCCAUCUUUUUAAAUGAAACCUUUAUUGUUAUGUUCCUCACGGCCUCUUUUGCACCUAUUACAACUUUACCACUAGUUUGAUGUCUCAUCAAGAACCGGUUUGAUGUGUUUUCACCCCCAAGAAAUUCUAUCAAAGGUGAUUUUCCUUCUGCAGAAAUUCCCAAAAGCUUUGCUCAUAAUGUUGCAGACUCAAUGAACCUGUGCCCAUUCUCCAAAGACCGAGUGUGUCACACACAGGCUCAGAGGACGGAGCCUCCCAUGAAAACAAAUCACAACAUCUUUGUUUUAUUUAAAGUUAGGAGCAUAGUUGGCAAUAUAAAAUCUAAAAAUCUGUCAUACCACUAACAACAUGCAGUCAUAAUCUCACGUGGUGUUUUAUAGAAAAGUGCCCCGGGUGCUUUUUUUUGUUUUGGAUAUGAAAUCGGAUGAUUGGAAAGGAUGUCUGAAAGGGGCUUUGAUAAUUCACACAAAAGAGGGAACUCGAUCAGGUCUGCAGACCCAAACAACCCCAGAAGUUUGGAAGCUUUCAGAAAUAAUUCUUGGAACUUAAUUUAGACCGGGGCUUCUCCGAGGGACGUCGUCCUGGAAAAAUCAGCUCACGCCGUUCCUGAGCGGCGACUCGUAAAUGGACAGCUUUUGGCGUCAGACGGAUUGUAUUUUUUCUCGACUCAUUUUGUAACUCUCCAACACUUUACAGGGUUUUCAGAGGAGGGAACAGAGCUGGAGCAGAUUGAUAUAUAUAUAUAUUAUUUUUUUCUUCUGUGAGGAACAUGACGCAGAACCACAAAAAGAGUCCUGGAGGACCAAUAACGUCCAACGUAAGAGUUGCUGCUCAGUGUAAUUUUGGAGUGCUUAAAAAAAAAAAAAAAAAAAAGGAAAAGAAGCAAAUUGAGCGAUGUACUUUUUUUUGUAAGAUGUAUUCCAGAGUCCAAAAAGUUGCAGUGAGAAUUUCAAUAAGUACGCAUUUCUUUUCUACCUUUUCAAACUGUCUGACUAGAUGAAAAAAAAUUUAAUCUGCACAAUAAAUCAGCUGAGUACAGCCGGU